AUGAACACCGCAACGGCCCCAGUGGACGAGAUUCCAUCUUCUCCAGACACCGACGAAACUACUACCCCCAUUUCGGAACCCUGGACGCCUCUGAUUCGCUCCGGAGAGACUUCACCUGAUUCAGAAGUCGUCGAGGACCCGGUGGUGACGAUGCAGAAAAAGAAAAAGAAGAAGAAACCCAAGAAAUCCGCGAAAGCGAAGGAGGCAGCGGCGCUCAAAGCGAAGGCGCAAGAGGCUCAGGAUGCCGAGGACGCGGAAAGUCGACCGCCUGUCCUCUGCAUUAGCAGAAAUAAGCAUUGGCGGUAUAUCAGCUCUUACCACGGUCCGUGGCUCCAACUCCCUCUCGAACUCCUAGAAUCUUUGCUAGUCCUGAAUAUGGAUCCAACGACGCUAACGGCUUCACCUUCCGAAGCCAUGGCUACGCGUCCUCCUCCUCUCCUACCGCCACCGAUGUCCGCUAAGUCUCGAAGCAUGUACGGGCUAGGUGACUUCUCUCCGCCAGAUUCCCCUAGGAGCCCAUACCAACAGCAGUACCAACCGCCUCCAUUCCCCCCACCUAAUCCAGGAAAAGCUACACCCCCACCCAUAGAUCCUGGGGUCUUCCGCUCCGUGACUUCUAUCCGCUCCCUUAUUGAUGAAGCAGCAGAGCUUUCUGUACGUGCUUCGUCUGGAUUAUCAGCUGCAGAACUGGGAUCUAUGAGAGGAGCAUCAGGGCUCAAUAAUAGCCCCUGGGCUGCAGCUCAGUCACUUGGCUUCAAUCCGCUUGGAAACAACAACAGUAACGGGAGGAAUGUCGCAAUGUCUGCAAUGCGCAUUCAUAGGCUACGAGCCCUUGCCGUUCAAAAACUAGCUCAAGCAUACAAGACUGACGAGGUUGCUUCGAGUGUAAUGGUUAUGCAAGGAGGGAGUGUAUUCGAUGACCUUGCAGAACGGAUAUUGAAAACUGAUCCUAACAACGCUGACGCUAAAUAUGUCCAUUUCUUCCAUGAGAAGAUUCCUUCUCGACAACUUGCCGAGUCAACCACGCCCAAAGUUCUUGACGAGUUGAUCGCGGCUCACCCUCAGCAUCUCGAAUAUUAUCGCACUCGCGGGAUCGUUCAUUGUUUCCGGGACGAGUAUCCACAAGCAACCAAGGACUUUACCUAUGCCUUGAAAGAAGCCAGAGCCGCACGCAAAGCCAAGAUGAUGCACAGAAGCAACAGUGAAGGUCAUGGGGUUUCCAAGAAUGGCAAGCGGCGGAAGGGCAGCAGAGCUGGCCACACGAAUGGGCAAGCCCCUCCUGAUGGUACCAGUUCGGUGGAUGACUGUCAGGAAGGAUCCGAGCUUUUGCUGCAUCCUUCCGUUUUGGCUGAUGCGCCUGAUCCUAUCGAGCCACAACUUCUCUUUCUCCGAGGUGCCGCUUAUCUUCAACAAGCCAUACACAUGAUCGAAGGUGCCAUUCUCAAGCUAGAGAAUAUCCAUAAAGCUCCUUCCGUCGACGGCGCGGAACUGAGACUCUGCUACAUCGAGAAUGGAAAAUAUGGUGGGGUGGAAAUUGGCAACCCAGACGGCCCACUGGGAUCAAAGGCCGCACCAAAGCUGACUGCGUAUAGGGCCUGGUUGGGGGAGAAGGAGUUCAGGGAGCAAGUAACCCAGCUGCUGAAGAGGAGUCUACGCGAUCAUGAGAAGUUUCAAACUCAUUUUGAUUCCCUUGAUUCUCCGAACGUUAUACCCCCGGGGGAUAUCGCUUUCCAAACCGAAUACGCCUUUCUUCUGUCAGAAUCUAUCCGACCAGGGAACCACGCUAACAUACCCCCGCCUAUCAAUCCAGAGGUACCUGCCAUGUUCACGACUUACCAUCCGCUUCUUGUGGAAUCUCACUUUAGCGUGUUGAUCUGCAUGCUGAUGUUGGCUGACCUUACGAAUAUAUUGCCCACUUUCAUACGGACUGCGGCUCUUGUCGACGGAUUAGAAGGGUAUCCGGUAUUUCUCCCACCAAGGUCAAUGGGCCAAGCCGAGUUCAUCGAGGUACUGGAGCGUCUUGCUGGUGGAUGGCGGAAUGGUGUUCAGCCCCAUUCGUUGUCCAAUCAACGAGGUAAGGGCCGGCUAGCGAUUGACGCGCCGCCUGUGUCACCUUCUCGGCUGGUCAACGGCUCGGGCAUGUUGUCCGCCUCGUCCUCUUCGUCUUCAUUUGUCCUCCAGGGUGUCAAUGGUUCGAGCAGCAGCUCAAUGCUCAAUGGCCAACUUCAUUCUGAUGCACCAAAAACUAAUGGGCAUACGGAGCAUCACGAAGAGGAUCAAGCUGCGGAACCAUCACGCCCCGAUGCAGCUGAGGCAUUGGAUUGUGCUCGGAUUCUUUUGGCCCCAGUGUACAAGCGCCAGCGGGAGCGCGCGGAGAAGGCCGCCAUGGAGAAGAAUGUGGGUGGCAAGAAGAAACCUAUCCCGAUUAAUAUUCCCCUCCAUGGACCACGAGUAGAGAUUAUUUUGGCCUGGUUGGGGGCUGUUCAUUUGCCUGAGCUGGACGUUUGA
This is a messenger RNA of Laccaria bicolor S238N-H82, 2508 nucleotides long. RefSeq lists its product as uncharacterized. The transcript is spliced from 3 exons. The record is from RefSeq and is a predicted model, not a curated record. Gene Ontology annotation, molecular function: protein binding. Lineage: Eukaryota; Fungi; Basidiomycota; Agaricomycetes; Agaricales; Hydnangiaceae. The coding region runs from base 1 to 2508 and encodes 835 amino acids.